Messenger RNA from Ochotona princeps (American pika), 922 nucleotides. It is a transcript of the gene NAXE, whose product is annotated as NAD(P)HX epimerase. The coding region runs from base 51 to 920 and encodes 289 amino acids. The transcript is spliced from 6 exons. Gene Ontology annotation, molecular function: NAD(P)HX epimerase activity. NCBI's taxonomy places the organism in Eukaryota, Metazoa, Chordata, Mammalia, Lagomorpha, Ochotonidae. Gene Ontology annotation, cellular component: mitochondrion. The record is from RefSeq and is a predicted model, not a curated record.
GCCGAGGCCGGGUAAGCGCUCCGGGGUCCGCGGCGCGCUGUGCGGGCUGCAUGUCUGGGCUGCGGGCGCUGCUGGGACUCGGGCUGCUGGUGGCGGGCUCGCGUCUGCCGCGGCUCACGAGGCAGGCCGCCGGCGUCUGUCGCCCGGGACUCACGUGGUGGAGGCCGCAGCCGCUGGACCCGGCUGGCCGCAGGCACUCGGAGGUCAUGGCGAGCACCGGGGUGAAGUACCUGAGCCAGGAGGAGGCCCAGGCCGUGGACCAGGAGCUGUUUAACGAGUACCAGUUCAGCGUCGAUCAACUUAUGGAGCUGGCUGGCCUGAGCUGUGCUACGGCCAUUGCCAAGGCAUAUCCUCCCACGUCCAUGUCCAGGAGCCCCCCUAAUGUCCUGAUCAUCUGUGGCCCUGGGAAUAACGGAGGCGAUGGCCUGGUUUGUGCUCGGCACCUCAAACUCUUUGGCUACCAGCCAACCAUCUAUUAUCCCAAAAGGCCCAACAAGCCACUCUUCACCGCACUGGUCACCCAGUGUCAGAAAAUGGACAUUCCUUUCCUUGGGGAAAUGCCCUCUGAGCCCAGGAUGAUCGAUGAGCUCUACGAGCUGGUGGUGGAUGCCAUCUUCGGCUUCAGCUUCAAGGGGGAGGUCCGGGAACCGUUCCGCAGCAUCCUGAGCAUCCUGGAUGGACUCACUGUGCCCAUUGCCAGCAUCGACAUCCCCUCAGGAUGGGACGUGGAGAAGGGGAGCUCUGGAGGGAUACAGCCGGACCUGCUCAUCUCCCUAACGGCACCCAAGAAGUCUGCAACCCAGUUUACUGGCCGCUACCACUACCUGGGGGGGCGUUUUGUCCCACCUGCCCUAGAAAAGAAGUACCAGCUCAACCUGCCACUUUACCCAGACACCGAGUGUGUGUACCGUCUGCAGUGAUG